AUGAAACUUUCAAUACAAGACCAUUUGCCCACAAUCCAAUAUAUCACUCCAAGUGCAUUCCUCUACCCGAUGAGUUCGCAGAAGUUGCAGGCUCAGCGACGUGGUGUGCCGUCGCUCAAUUUGAGGCUUCAACCGGGGGCUAUGCAGAAAUCAAAAGACGUAGUGAACAUAAAAGACACGCGACAUAACAUCAAAUCGAACCCUCUGAGGGCGCGGCAGCUUAGCAAUGAUGAAGUACGACCUCACUCUCCGUGGGGAACCGAGGGGCAUCAUCCCACUGUCCGCCUUCUCCAGAAGAAGAAGGCGGCUGAAAGGAAAGGUCUGGGUCUCAACAUGGACAAGAGCUCCGAGCUCGCGGGCAACUUGCCUAAUCCCACCAAGUCCCCACGUUCUUUCAGAUUAGGUUUUCUUCUUCCGACAAACAUCUACCAAGGCGGGAAUGGAUCCAAACGCAGCAUACCUGGCGGCGAGAAACUUGAGUCGCAACGUUUUGGCACCAAUUCCAAGUACCUCCACGGAAACACGGUAUUUUUCCUAGGUAGAAGGUUACAGACCACAAGAGACCAUCCCAUGAGCAUCGCAACAGGCUUCUCUAUUGUACUCCCCGCCGUGCUAUUUUUCAUAUUCUCGGCACCUUGGCUCUGGCACAACAUCUCCCCUUUUGUUCCACUGAUUUUAGCCUACAUCUUUUAUAUUUGCAUCUCGUCAUUCCUACACACUUCUGCAUCUGAUCUUGGGAUUCUACCCCGAAAUAUCCACAACCCUUUUGCUCCUGAAAAUCAAGGUCACCUGGUAUUAACGACACCCAGUACCGACUGGACCCUGAUUAAGUCGGCAGAAUCUUCGACGGGCUUCAUGGAAAUUUCGACCAAAUACUGCAAGACGUGUCAUAUCUGGCGGCCUCCACGUGCCCAUCAUUCUCGCCUCUGUGAUAAUUGUUUCCAGAUAACCGACCACCAUUGCGUUUGGAUUAACAACUGGCCGCCGAAACUACCGCUGAUUCUUUGCAUUUCUUUCGUCGGGCGAAAAUCAGUGCCAACAUCUCAUUCGGCCAUGCUAUCGAUAAAUUUCGUGUCCCCUUUACUCGUCGGGCUCAUGUACACGGCGGCUCUUACAGCGUACCACGUUUUCCUGAUGGCGUGUGGCGAGACUACACGAGAGUUUCUGAACUCUCACAAUAUCCCCCGGAAUGAGCGAUAA
This is a messenger RNA of Pseudomassariella vexata, 1200 nucleotides long. RefSeq lists its product as uncharacterized. The transcript is spliced from 5 exons. Gene Ontology annotation, cellular component: endoplasmic reticulum; Golgi apparatus. Gene Ontology annotation, molecular function: protein-cysteine S-palmitoyltransferase activity. Bases 1 to 1200 code for a protein of 399 amino acids. The record is from RefSeq and is a predicted model, not a curated record. Gene Ontology annotation, biological process: peptidyl-L-cysteine S-palmitoylation; protein targeting to membrane. NCBI's taxonomy places the organism in Eukaryota, Fungi, Ascomycota, Sordariomycetes, Amphisphaeriales, Pseudomassariaceae.